This is a messenger RNA of Capsicum annuum, 1760 nucleotides long. RefSeq names its product BRAP2 RING ZnF UBP domain-containing protein 2. The record is from RefSeq and is a predicted model, not a curated record. The coding region runs from base 108 to 1424 and encodes 438 amino acids. Gene Ontology annotation, cellular component: cytoplasm. The transcript is spliced from 12 exons. Gene Ontology annotation, molecular function: zinc ion binding; ubiquitin protein ligase activity. NCBI's taxonomy places the organism in Eukaryota, Viridiplantae, Streptophyta, Magnoliopsida, Solanales, Solanaceae. Gene Ontology annotation, biological process: Ras protein signal transduction; protein ubiquitination.
AAAAUAGUCCUUCCUAAACCGGCCAACCAAACGACCCCGUUUAUGUGUCGUACGUAUUAACACGCUAUAUAUAAUACUUAGGAUCCCGAGAGAAUUGAGAAGCAGGCAUGGUUGAAGAAGUAUCAGAAAGGGUGAUGGGUGAUUGUUCAACCUCUUCCAUGUCGUCUAAUUUGAGUGAGGUUUUUCACUUCUCAUCUGGAAACCCUCGCAUCGAAGAAACAAGAGGAAUCAUGCAUCUCUUCUCCAACAACCACCUUUCUUCUCACUUGCCUGUGGACAGAAAGCAGCUCCUUUGUGUGCUCUUUGUUCCGAAUCACAUGACGUAUGCGGACUUUUGUCAGUUUUGUGGUUCAUUUAUUCAACAUAUGUUGGAAAUGCGAAUUGUCAGGAACGAUGGAAUGGAAGAUUGUUACAGUAUAUUAAUCAGGUUUGAUGAGCAGAAAGCUGCUGAUACAUUUCACAAGCAUUUUAAUGGUAGAAAAUUUUCAUCUCUUGAGGAAGAGACGUGCAAUGUCCUUUUUGCUGCUGAUGUUCAUUACACUGGUUCAAUUGAACAUACACAGUCCACACCUGCAAGCUCUACAGAGCAACCGUUCUGCGCUGUUUGUCUUGAGAGACUGGACCAGGAUACAAGUGGAAUUCUUACAACCAUUUGUAAUCAUUCCUUUCAUUGUUCAUGUAUUUCAAAAUGGACAGAUUCUUCAUGCCCUGUAUGCCGAUAUUGCCAGCAGCAGCCUGGAAACUCAACAUGUUCUGUCUGUCAAUCACCAGAAAAUCUGUGGAUGUGUGUUAUUUGUGGUUUUGUUGGAUGUGGAAGAUACAAAGAAGCUCAUGCUACAAGGCAUUGGAAGGAGACACAACAUUGCUAUGCACUUGAAUUGGAAACUCGGCGUGUCUGGGACUAUGCAGGGGACAACUAUGUUCACCGUUUGAUUCAGUCUAAAACUGAUGGGAAGCUGGUUGAGCUCAACCACCAUUGUCAUCAUGAUAAUGAUGGCUGCUGCGGCUGCGAAUGCGGUGCAGAUCCUGAAUUCAGUGAAACUAUUUUAAACAGCAAAGUUGAAGCUAUUGUAAACGAGUACAAUGAGCUCCUAACUUCCCAACUGGAGGACCAAAAAAUGUACUUUGAGUCCUUAUUGCAAGAGGUUGAGGAAGAAAUUGCAAGGGAAACUAAGGAAGCUGUUGAGAAAGCUCUAUGCCAGAAUCAAAGGUUAACGAAGUUAAAAGUUCGCUUGGACAAAUGCAUUGAAGAGAAGAAAUUUCAUGAUGAUAUCAGUGACAAUCUUACGAAAAACAAGGAGAUAUGGGAAGCCAAGAUACUGGAAAUUGAAGAAAGGGAGAAGAGGGCGCUAAAAAUGAAGGAUGAGAAGAUAUCCGAAUUGGAGGAAGAGAUUGCGACUUUGAUGGCAUCCAUCGAAACAUAAGAUGCAUUUAAAAGGGAUGCCAUAGUCAAAUGAUGAAAUGAAGGAUAAGAUCAGCUUCAAUAUCAGACAAUUCCAUUGGAUUGACAAGCCUACCUGUAUUUGAUGCCUCUGGAAAGAGCAGUGACAACGAGGCCUCGAAGUCAAGUGUCAGGAAAAGCAAUCGGGGUUCCUUGAAUAGAGUAUGAGUAAUAGGCGCUGUCCAGAAAACUCUUGUGCAACCACCUCAAUUAAAAGUGGUUACAGAUUUUUGACGGUGAUUUUAUUAACCUUCUUUUAGUCUUGAGUGUCAAUUUUCGGCCUGUUUGUUUCAAUGAGUAGCUGAUUUGAUAUUUUAAA